Molecule: messenger RNA, 1732 nt
Organism: Vigna angularis (adzuki bean)
Lineage: Eukaryota; Viridiplantae; Streptophyta; Magnoliopsida; Fabales; Fabaceae
Product: stearoyl-[acyl-carrier-protein] 9-desaturase, chloroplastic
Exons: 4
Coding region: 348-1421 (357 amino acids)
Biological process (GO): fatty acid biosynthetic process; defense response
Cellular component (GO): chloroplast stroma
Molecular function (GO): stearoyl-[ACP] desaturase activity; stearoyl-CoA 9-desaturase activity
Source: RefSeq, a predicted model, not a curated record
UAAGUGGUUCCCUUCUUUCCCUUUCACUCGCUGCUCUCCUCCUUUGCUGCCUCACAUCACUCUUCUUCUUGGCUUGCUUUCUUUCAUUCUUUCUUCUCAUACAAUUUCUAAUUCGUUUGUCGAAAUCUCUUUCACUCUCAUCGUCUUCCAAUCAGGAAACAUAAGAACCAAGAAUGGCUCUCAGACUGAAUCCUCUGCCAACCCAAACCUUCGCCCUUCCUCAGAUGGCUAGUCUCAGAUCUCCCAAGUUCCGCAUGGCUUCCACCCUCCGCUCUGGUUCCAAGUGUUUGUGUAGAUCGCUAAACAUUGUGAGCCGUGCACAUGCUAGGAAUGAAUACUAAUUGGGUAUGCUCAGAGAGGUUGAAAAUAUUAAGAAGCCUUUCACGCCUCCGAGAGAAGUGCAUGUUCAAGUGACCCAUUCUAUGCCUCCCCAGAAGAUUGAGAUUUUCAAAUCGUUGGAGGAUUGGGCUGAGCAGAACGUCUUGACUCUCCUUAAACCUGUAGAAAAAUGUUGGCAACCACAGGAUUUUUUACCAGAUCCUUCUGCAGAUGGAUUUGACGAGCAGGUGAGAGAACUGAGAGAGAGAGCAAAGGAGCUUCCUGAUGAUUACUUUGUUGUUCUGGUUGGAGACAUGAUCACGGAGGAAGCCCUUCCUACUUAUCAAACAAUGUUAAAUACAUUGGAUGGAGUUCGUGAUGAAACAGGCGCUAGCCUUACUUCCUGGGCAGUUUGGACUAGGGCAUGGACUGCUGAAGAAAAUAGACACGGUGAUCUUCUUAAUAAGUAUCUUUACUUAUGUGGACGAGUUGACAUGAGACAAAUUGAGAAGACAAUUCAGUACUUGAUUGGAUCUGGAAUGGAUCCUCGGACUGAGAACAGUCCCUACCUUGGUUUCAUUUACACUUCAUUUCAAGAGAGGGCAACCUUCAUAUCCCACGGAAACACAGCCAGGCUUGCUAAGGAGCAUGGUGAUAUAAAGUUGGCCCAGAUCUGCGGCAUGAUUGCCUCGGAUGAGAAACGCCAUGAGACUGCAUACACAAAGAUAGUGGAAAAGCUGUUUGAGGUUGACCCUGAUGGAACUGUUAUGGCGUUUGCAGACAUGAUGAGGAAGAAAAUUGCCAUGCCAGCACAUCUUAUGUAUGAUGGCCUUGACGACAACCUGUUUGAUAACUACUCUGCUGUAGCCCAACGCAUUGGGGUCUAUACUGCCAAGGACUAUGCUGAUAUACUUGAAUUUCUGGUGGGGAGGUGGAAGGUGGAGGAUCUAACAGGACUAUCAAGCGAGGGAAGGAAGGCUCAGGAUUACGUUUGUGGGCUGCCACCAAGAAUCAGAAGGUUGGAGGAGAGAGCUCAAGCAAGAGUCAAGGAGUCAUCAAAAAUUCGGUUCAGUUGGAUUCAUGACAGGGAAGUACUACUCUAAAUGCACCAAGGAAGCAUCGUGAAUGUUCCUGGAAAACCAUUCUGAGAAAUGUUGAAUAGUUGAAGAUUCAGUAUGUCAUUUUUUUUUUCUCUUUUUGCCUUUUUUUUGGUCUGUUAUAUGUCACUGUAAGGUGAAACAGUUGUUCUUGCAUGGUUCGCAAGUCACGCAAUUAGGGGCAACUGUAGUAUUAGAAAUGCUAUUUUUUGUUUCCCUUUUCUUUGUGGUAGUGAUGUCUGUUGAAGCAUAAGCAAAACGUUUUUCUAUGGCAAUUUUGAUGAUAAAGAAAUUUAGUUCUUCCGUGGUUGGAUAUA